Medioppia subpectinata is the source of this 5532-nucleotide messenger RNA. Lineage: Eukaryota; Metazoa; Arthropoda; Arachnida; Sarcoptiformes; Oppiidae. The record is from the annotation of a GenBank genome assembly.
AUGAAUAAAGAGAUAAUAAAUAAAAAGUGUGACAAUAAGAGAAAGAGUUCAGUGAAACGAACGAAGAUAUCGUCGCAUAAGAAGUCGAAGAAUGGAUUGAAACCAAGAAAAGUAUUGAUUGACACGAUUUGUGACACCACUCGUAAUGACAAUGAAGACCACUUGAGUGACAAUAAGACCGAUGGAAACCAAUUGACUCACAAAUUGGUGUCUAAAGAAUUGAACGAUAAAGAGAUAACGACUGACACAACAACUCGUGGAUAUAAUACACGCAAUAGUCGUGUCAAACGAUCACUAAAUAUAACACAUAAUAACUCAAAGAAGAGUUCAGAAGAUUUGAAUGACAACAAGAGUGACAACACUGACGAUGAAGACUAUGUCAGCGACAACGAGACCAACGAUGAAAGUGAAGAGAAUAGUGAUGCGGAUAAUGACCGGCCGUUUGUGUGCACUCAUGAGUCCUGUGGUAAGCGUUUCAAAAGGAAAGAACAUCUUAAAAAUCACGUCAAUAGCGUUCACUCAACCGAUAGGCCAUACGUUUGCGGUUACGAUGAGUGCGGACAAUGUUUUACUUCAUCUAAAGGGCUGUCCGCACACCGACGACGAGUUCAUCAGAACGGAAAACCCCGCACAAGACGGGCCGCACGUAUUGGAUCGAAAUCUAUUAGAGACCCAUAUGUCUGCACUCACGAGGAAUGCGACCAGAUAUUUAAAUACAGACCUGAUUUGGACAAACAUCUUAUAACAGUCCAUCCGACACAUCUGUCCUAUGUUUGCGAUUACCCGAAGUGCGGCAAAGCGUGCGCCACAAUGAAGCGCUUGUAUGACCACAAACUUGACGUCCAUCCGCCUCAAAGCGGUGGACAGCCCUGUGUUUGUCCGCACGAGGGAUGCGGUAAAGUGUUUGCAUUCAAACGCAAACUUCACGGACACAUGAAAGGCGUGCACAGAAAACAUGACUUUAAAAUGAUUGAUGUAUGUGUGGACACAACCAAACUAUUGAGAGUCAACACCCAGAAGAAACUAAGUGUUAGGGGCCAACACGUGACGUGUUUGGUGACCGGGUGUGGACUCGUGUGCAACUCAUUCAGUGAAAUAAGAGCCCAUAAAAGAGAGGCCCACCCGGAGCUGGUCAACCGAUGCCCGUGGCCCGGGUGUGACUUUAUUGAAACUUAUGGUCUUUCUAUACGAAGGCAUAUGAUUGCACACACAGAUGAGCGGCCGUACGCGUGCGAAUGGCCCGGUUGUGACUAUAGGGCCAAACGUAAGGGUAGACUCAUUGAACACCAAUUGGUCCACAGUUCAGAUCUGAUCCACGCGUGCGAUUGGCCCGGAUGUGGGUUUAGCACCAGACGUAAGGGUGAUCUAACUCAGCAUAAGGUGGUCCACAGCGCUGUGCGUAACCACGCGUGCGAUUGGCCCGACUGUGGGAAACGGUUUAAGUUUAGGACACAAUUGAAUAGUCAUCUGAAGAGAGAACACACGGGGAAAGUGUUUGCCUGCGAUCGUAAGGGCUGUUCAUUCAACAUCAUAAGACUGGAAGUACUCAACACUAAAUUCAAUGUCAUUAUCACUGAAACUGCAAAACUAAAGAUACCAUUAAAGGCUUCAAAUGUCAAUAUAAAGGUUAAUAACCAGAAGAAUGAAGUGAUAAAUACGUCAAACACUAACAAUACUAAUGAUGGACACAAACGGGCGGUCACUCGUGUCAAACGCGUGAAGAAAUUACCACAAAAUAGUGAUACCUCUGGCCAUCGAUACAAAGCCAAUGUUUGCAAAAGUGAAGCCAUCGAUGAAAAUGCAGACACAACUCAUGGAUACAAUACACGCAACAGUCGUGUCAAACGAGUGAAAAAAUCGCCACAAAAUACGAGACAUAAAAAGUCGAAGAAGGGGUCAGAAGACACACAUGUGAUGAAUGACAUGAAUGGUGAGGACAGUGACAAUAAAAUCCACGAGACCAUCGAUGGUAUCAAUGAAACGAAUUCCCCGUACUGUGACUCGCCGUAUGUAUGCACUCAUGAGUCCUGUGGUAAACGUUUCAAAAGAGAGAUUCUUCUUAAGAAACACACGGUUUGUGUCCACCAAACAGAUAAGAGUGUUGUCUGCGAUUACAACAACUGCGGGAAAGUGUUUGUCAAGUGGGAUAGUUUCCGCACUCAUGAACAUAACAAACAUGGCAUACGUCGAAGCGAUACGAAGCUUAAGAAUGCGUUUGUCUGCACUCACGAGGACUGUGGCCAACAGUUUGCCACCCGAUAUCAUCUCGAAGAACACUACCCUUCCGUUCACCCGUCAUAUGUGCCGUAUGUUUGCGAUUACGAAAAGUGCGGCAAAGGGUUCGCCAAAUGGUCGCGACUUUACGACCACAAAAGGGACGUUCAUUUAAAGCGGAAGUACGAAAACGUGAUGGUCGGCCACACCCGGCACCGAGUCUUACGACAUAAGUGUACGGCUAAUGGAUGCGACCGUGUGUUUGACACCAAAGCCGAGUUACGGGCGCAUCGAGAGGGCGAGCACCCGGAUCUGGUGAAGAGGUGUCCGUGGCCUGCGUGUGAUUACAGCACAUGUUUUGAUAAUUUAUUAAAGUUUCACAGUAAGAGCCAUACCGAUGAGCGGCCGUACGCCUGCGAAUGGCCCGGUUGUGACUAUAGGGCCAAAAUGAAGGGUAGACUCGUUGAACAUCAGUUGAUUCACGGAUCCGAUCUGAUCCACGCUUGCGAAUGGCCCGGAUGUGGGUUUCGCACCAGACGUAAGGGAGAUCUCACACAACAUAUGGUGAUCCACAGCGCUGUGCGUAACCACGCGUGCGAUUGGCCCGACUGUGGGAAACGGUUUAAGUUUAGGACACAAUUGAAUAGUCAUCUGAAGAGUGCGCAUACGACAAUUCUCAAAGACUUGAAUCACUUAUCACUCGAAGACAUCCAAAGACUCGAAGUAUUGGACAAUAAAUUCAAUGUCAUUAUCACUGAAACGGCCGCUCAUUAUCACCAGAAAUCGCAAAUCUCUUCCAAAGGCAAUGAAGUGCCGGAAGAGACCAAAGAUGUGAUAAUAACGGCAGACAUUGACAACACAUCCAAUGAUUUUGAUUUCAUGAGUGAAAGACAGACACAAAUGACACCAAAGAGUCUGCCAUUGAAUGCAUCGACAGAUGUGUUGAACACAACCCAAACAAAUGGACACUUCAUAACACUUCCAAUGCUUUUGUGUCCCGUCUCUGGAUGUGGUCUAACAUUCAUUACUCAAAAGUUUCUCGACAUUCAUCUCCAGAAACACACUUCACGGACAUCACCGCCGAAGAAGAAGAACUCAGUGAACACUCGAUAUAAACCUACAGCGGAAGACCUGAUACUGCGGCCACACAUGUGUUCGACAUGUGGGCGAAGGUUUAAACUAUUGAGAUAUAUGACUGAACACAUCCAGUGUUUCCACACUCGGGCUGCAGUCGACCGGCCGUUCAUCUGUGAAUACGACGGGUGCGGCAAACGAUGGCCAACCAAACUGAGGCUUUUGGGACACAUUUCAACGGCGCAUAAAAGACAGAACACAAGCGGCAAAACAGUCCGUAAGAGAGCGGACACCGAGAGCUCCACCACUUAUUCCGACGAUAAUACUUGCGAUGGACUUGAAAUGAGUGAUAGCCAAGAGUUUCGCGACUUUCAUUUCCAAAAAGACACUUUACGGACAUCACCACCGAAGAAGAAGAAGAAGAACUUAGAGAACACUCGAUAUAAACCUACAGCAGAAGACCUGAUUCUGCGGCCACACGAGUGUCCGACAUGUGGGCGAAGUCGACCGGCCGUUCAUCUGUCAGUACGACGGGUGCGGCAAACGAUGGCCAACGAAACAGAGGCUUUUGGUAUUAAACAGUUGAGAUAUAUGACUGAUCACAUCCAGUGUUUCCACACUCGGGCCGCAGUCGACCGGCCGUUCAUCUGUCAGUACGACGGGUGCGGCAAACGAUGGCCAACGAAACAGAGGCUUUUGGUACACAUUUCAACGGCGCAUAAAAACCAGGACAUAACCGGCAAAACAGUCCGUAAGAGAGCGGACACCGAGAGCUCAACCACUUGUUCCGACGAUAAUACUUGCGAUGGACUUGAAAUGAGUGAUCACCGCGCGAAACGAGCGAAGAACUCAUCACAACAUUCAACACUUGAAACGGAUCCACACGUAUUGAACGCGGAUAGUGACGGUAUCGAUACAGUGACCGCUUCUACAAGUAAUGAUUUGUCAUUAACACCCAUUCACGAGACAACACAUGCCGUCACGAAAUCCGCCGCCGCUUCGGUCGAUGAGGAGAGACCACAUGUGUGUUCACACAAUACAUGCGGCGCAGCCUUUAAAAUGAAAGGACAUCUCACUGAACACAUCCGAGCCAUUCAUUCGAGUGAUAAACCAUUUGAAUGCAAAGACUGUGGCAAAUGGUUCCCAACGAGGAGUCGCUUAGGAAGCCAUCAAAUUCGUAGUUGCGAUAAGAACUGGCGUGUCGUGUGUUCGGCCCCGGGAUGUGAUCAACUGUUUAAAUCAAAGUACAAUAUGAAUGAACACCGAUUGAGAGCGCAUAUCGGGAACCCAUACGAGUGCAAGCAUUCCGAGUGUGGACAACAAUUUGAUACCAAAGAGCUUUUCGAUCAACACUUGUCGACACAUUCCUCUGAUAACAUUUCUGGUGAACCCGAGGAGUGGCCUGAAACGAGUCCAGAAGACACACAACUAUUUAAUGAUACAGAGAAUGAGAGUAUUGAUUCAUUGAGCUCUGCCUCAAGAACUAAGCGGUCCUCGAAAUCCAACCACAAGACAACACAUGCCGUCACUAAACCCUCCGCACCAGUCGAUGAGGAGCGGCCACACGUGUGUCCGCACAUGUCAUGCGGCCGAGCCUUCAAAUCCGUUUCACACCUCACGGAACACAUGCGAGCCAUCCAUUCGAGUGAUAAACCAUAUGAAUGCGAAAACUGUGGCAAACGGUUCCCAACUGGGACUCGAUUAGCGCACCACAGAUUGACAAUGUCUCGCGGGCGCAGAUGGUCUGUUGUGUGUACGGCUCCCGGUUGUGAACGAAUGUACAAAACGAAGCGGUCGAUGAAUGAGCACCGAUUGAAAGUGCAUUCGGGCGACCCAUACGAGUGCAAGCAUUUCCAGUGCGGACACCGAUUUGAUAACAAAGAACUUUUCGAUGAACACUCGAACACUCAUUCCGACCAUAAUAUGAGUUGCGGUCGACUCAUGGGCGAAAAGCGGACCACUUAUAGGAAAUUAGUUAAUAAAUCACACAAAAACAUAACGUAUGAAAAGGUGUCGAAGAAUGUGUCCGAAGACACGCCGGCAUUGAAUGACACGAAUGGCGACACCACUGAUGACAACGAUAUGAGUGAUAGCAAAGAGGCGGCCGCUGAACGUUACGAUACGUAUUACUACCCGUUUGUCUGCACUCACGAGUCGUGUGGCCAAAAGUUUAACACCGAAAUGAAUUUCAACCGACACUUAGAAGCGGUUCACUUACAACAGCGGCCAUACGUUUGCGAUUAC